Molecule: messenger RNA, 1611 nt
Organism: Komagataella phaffii GS115
Lineage: Eukaryota; Fungi; Ascomycota; Pichiomycetes; Pichiales; Pichiaceae
Product: Trimeric heat shock transcription factor, activates multiple genes in response to stresses that incl
Exons: 1
Coding region: 1-1611 (536 amino acids)
Biological process (GO): regulation of DNA-templated transcription
Molecular function (GO): DNA-binding transcription factor activity; sequence-specific DNA binding
Source: RefSeq, a predicted model, not a curated record
AUGUCGGAUUUUCCUAAAGUCGAACAGGCUUCGCCGUCAGAAGGAAUGCCGCAAGUUCAAACUAAUAACGCCCCUGAGAUAGAGGAAAUUGAAGAUAUAAUUAGAGAUACACCAAACGUAAUGGAUGUGUUAGGAAACGGAAGUCAAAGUUGGGACGGAACAAAUAGUAACGGGGCAGCAAUGGGCUCAUUGGACACUGUGCCGGCCAACAAACUGGUAGCAUACAACAAAUAUGAUAAUAAUAUCUACCCAGAUCCUUUACAACCUCUAUCUGAUACAGCUUUACCUAAUUCUAUGGGUUAUUAUAGCAUGAUAAAAGCUGGUGAUAAGGGUCUGAAACCUCAAUCUUUCCGGAAGACCAAGAAGAAACCAACACCUUCUGGGCCAAAGACAAGGCCUGCAUUUGUGAUGAAACUCUGGAACAUGGUCCAUGAUCCAAGUAAUCAGGCUUUUAUCCGAUGGCUACCAGACGGGAAGUCAUUUCAAGUCACCAACAGGGAAGAUUUCUUGAAACAUGUUUUGCCCAAAUAUUUUAAACACAAUAACUUUGCAAGUUUUGUGAGGCAGCUUAACAUGUACGGAUGGCACAAAGUUCAGGAUGUGGGCAACGGCUCUUUGACUGCCAACGAAGAAUUGUGGCAGUUUGAGAAUCCCAAUUUCAUUAGGGACAGGGAAGAUUUGCUGGAUCAGAUCGUUCGAAAUAAGUCCAAGCCAGGUGAAGAUGACGAGAACAUCGAUUUUGGACUUGUUUUGAAUGAAUUGGAAACUAUAAAGAUGAACCAGAUGGCGAUAUCUGAGGAUCUUAGAAGGAUACGACAAGAUAAUGAGACGCUCUGGCAAGAACACUACCUUGCAAGAGAGCGACACAAGACACAGGCAGAAACACUAGAAAAAAUGAUGCGUUUUCUUGCCUCUGUGUAUGGCAACAACUCAAAGCUUCUGAGUGAACCUACCAACGAUGAGUUUCAGAAGUCUUCCGGCGCUCCUCAACGGCACGAUACCUCAAAUAUCAGCAAACCUACUAAUGCCGCCUCUAAGAAGUUACUAAUGUUGACGGACCAUGCACAUAAACCAUCUACUAAUGGCUCAUCAUCUACCUCGGGAGCUGCAACUGGAGAUGUGACACCUACAGUUCUCCCAUCACACAACUCUUCAGUAGCCUCACAGCACCCAUUCAUCCAAGAGAUUGUGAACCGCUCCAAUCAGAACUUGGCACCUAUUAACUCAAUGCCAUCUCCUGGAACGUUUUUCCCAGAAUUGAACGAACAACUAAAUGAGUCCGCUUCUCAGAAGGUCAAGAACCACAGUUCCAUGAUGCAAAAUGUUGAAGAUAACAUCAACCAGCAGGGCGAAUCAAUUAAACAGAUUCAUGAGUGGAUAAACAAAUUAGCUCCUACUAGUUCAACCACCAACUCUAAGAAGACAGACAGCGAUGCAAUUGCCGACGAUGAUUUCGAUGUAAACGACUUCUUCCUACCUCACACUCCUGUGGACGAACCAGGGGCAACUUCCAUUCCAAUUAUAGAAGAGCUCACACCUACGGAUUCACUUAAGAGAGAAAAUGGUGCGGGCGAAGGAGAUAAUUCUGCUAGUAAGAGGGCUAAGAAAUAG